UCCACCCGCCUCGGCCUCCCAGAAUGCUGGGAUUACAGAUGUGAGCCCCUGCGCCUGGCUGUAUGUGUGUGUUUACACUACUUCCAUGUGUAUAUAGUUAAAUUUCAUGUGAGCCUUAUGUCAAAAUGAGAGACCUAUUCCUAAUCAUAAUACGCGUUUUACAGUUUGAGUUACUUUCAGAUUUCUUUGAGAAAGCAAAAGUGGCACCAUCAUCUUUCACCAAUAAUAGCUACCAUGUGUUGCAUUUCUAUGUCCCAAGCACAACGCAUACACACUUAAGAUCUAAUCUUCACGGUAACCUCAUAUGGUCAGUAUCUGAGAAAUCGGCUUAGUGCCUGAGCCUCAGAACCCAAUAUAGUUGUUUAGCUAAGGAAGUACCAAGACCGUAGAUACAUUGCAUGUUUUAUUUAUAAGCCAUGUAACACAUAAAUAUGGAUGAUUUGAACCAGUUGAUUGUGGAUGUAAAGGCAGGCUCACUCAUUCCUGUUAAUGAAAGCAGAGUCUCCUUGUCCCAGGACUUGUUCAUUGUUAUCUGAAACUGGAGAUUCAGGUGUUUCCAGAGCCAAGCUUUUCACUGCAGUGAAGUCUGUGCCCUACUUCACUAAAGAAACUCUGGUUACAAGGUUUAGUUAGCUAUCACUUUGUGAGCCUGGAAGGGCUAAUUCAAAGUCAUUGUUGUGUUCUCUGUUUCUUUGUUGUUGAUAGGGUGAUAUUGAUGCACUUGGAUUUGAAAGAAUUUCUUAUAAAACCUGUGACAUAAGGACCGCCUAUGGCUGCGGUAGCAGUGAGAGAAGCUCUCAGAAGGUGCACAUUCCUCCUUGUUCAUUUUUAAGCGGCUUCCAAAGCUGCUGUUGAUGAUGCCUGAUGCUGCUUUGAAGGCAGAAAACCAACAGUGAGAUCAAGAAUUGUUCUCUAAUGAUCUUGCUUCACCAUGGCUACAAAUAUGGAGGGGCUGGUUCAGCACAGAGUGGGGACCCAGCAGGUGGCUGAGGUAACACGUACACAGACCUCUCGGCCGGAAUCUCCAGGGAUGACCAGCCCCUCCCCACGCAUCCAGAUAAUCUCCACCGACUCUGCUGUAGCCUCACCUCAGCGCAUUCAGGGCUCUGAACCUGCCUCUGGCCCAUUGAGUGUUUUCACCUCUUUGAACAAAGAGAAGAUUGUCACAGACCAGCAGACAGGACAGAAGAUCCAGAUAGUCACCGCAGUGGACGCCUCCGGAUCCCCUAAACAGCAGUUCAUCCUGACCAGCCCAGAUGGAGCUGGAACUGGGAAGGUGAUCCUGGCUUCCCCAGAGACAUCCAGCGCCAAGCAACUCAUAUUUACCACCUCAGACAACCUUGUUCCUGGCAGGAUCCAGAUUGUCACGGAUUCUGCCUCUGUGGAGCGUUUACUGGGGAAGACGGACGUCCAGCGGCCCCAGGUGGUAGAGUACUGUGUGGUCUGUGGCGACAAAGCCUCUGGCCGUCACUAUGGGGCUGUCAGUUGUGAAGGUUGCAAAGGUUUCUUCAAAAGGAGUGUGAGGAAAAAUUUGACCUACAGCUGUCGGAGCAACCAAGAUUGCAUCAUCAAUAAACAUCACCGGAACCGCUGUCAGUUUUGCCGGCUGAAAAAAUGCUUAGAGAUGGGCAUGAAAAUGGAAUCUGUACAGAGUGAACGGAAGCCCUUCGAUGUGCAACGGGAGAAACCAAGCAAUUGUGCUGCUUCAACUGAGAAAAUCUAUAUCCGGAAAGACCUGAGAAGUCCCCUGAUAGCCACUCCCACGUUUGUGGCAGACAAAGAUGGAGCGAGACAAACAGGUCUUCUUGAUCCAGGAAUGCUUGUGAACAUCCAGCAGCCUUUGAUACGUGAGGAUGGUACAGUUCUUCUGGCCACGGAUUCCAAGGCUGAAACAAGCCAGGGAGCUCUGGGCACACUGGCAAAUGUAGUGACCUCGCUUGCCAACCUAAGUGAAUCUUUGAACAACGGUGACACUUCAGAAAUCCAACCAGAGGACCAGUCUGCAAGUGAGAUUACUCGGGCAUUUGAUACCUUAGCUAAAGCACUUAAUACCACAGACAGCUCCUCUUCUCCAAGCCUGGCAGAUGGGAUAGACAACAGUGGAGGAGGGAGCAUCCACGUCAUCAGCAGAGACCAGUCAACACCCAUCAUUGAGGUUGAAGGCCCCCUCCUUUCAGACACACACGUCACAUUUAAGCUAACAAUGCCCAGCCCAAUGCCAGAGUACCUCAACGUGCACUACAUCUGUGAGUCUGCAUCCCGUCUGCUUUUCCUCUCAAUGCACUGGGCUCGGUCAAUCCCAGCCUUUCAGGCACUUGGGCAGGACUGCAACACCAGCCUGGUGCGGGCCUGCUGGAAUGAGCUCUUCACCCUCGGCCUGGCCCAGUGUGCCCAGGUCAUGAGUCUCUCCACCAUCCUGGCUGCCAUCGUCAACCACCUGCAGAACAGCAUCCAGGAAGAUAAACUUUCUGGUGACCGGAUAAAGCAAGUCAUGGAGCACAUCUGGAAGCUGCAGGAGUUCUGUAACAGCAUGGCGAAGCUGGAUAUAGAUGGCUAUGAGUAUGCAUACCUUAAAGCUAUAGUUCUCUUUAGCCCCGAUCAUCCAGGUUUGACCAGCACAAGCCAGAUUGAAAAAUUCCAAGAAAAGGCACAGAUGGAGUUGCAGGACUAUGUUCAGAAAACCUACUCGGAAGACACCUACCGAUUGGCCCGGAUCCUCGUUCGCCUGCCGGCACUCAGGCUGAUGAGCUCCAGCAUAACAGAAGAACUUUUUUUUACUGGCCUCAUUGGCAAUGUUUCGAUAGACAGCAUAAUCCCCUACAUCCUCAAGAUGGAGACAGCAGAGUAUAAUGGCCAGAUCACCGGAGCCAGUCUAUAGUACACACCACACACCUGCCAAGGAGCAACAGAAUCCUACCGGGACCGUUCACAUACAAAGAAAAGAAAAGUAGUGGUAUUUUGGUAUGUGCAAAUAUUUCCAUAUGUUAGCCGUUUCCUGUCUGGUUUCUCCUUAUCUGUUAAUCCCAGACAAUGGCAAUUAAAAGACUAGUAGGAUCCUUUCCUGACAUAAGAAAUGUUUUAACGCCUUUUGAUGAAGCAGCAGAUUUUGGAGCAAUCUUUUAACUCAAUUUGUAUUUAGAAAUUCUCAAAGGGCAAAAAAAAAAAAAGAAAAAAAAAAGUUUUAUAAUGUCAGAGACUAGUAUUAAAGAAAACUGAAAGAACCU
Messenger RNA from Rhinopithecus roxellana (golden snub-nosed monkey), 3224 nucleotides. RefSeq names its product nuclear receptor subfamily 2 group C member 2 (gene NR2C2). Bases 932 to 2878 code for a protein of 648 amino acids. Gene Ontology annotation, biological process: anatomical structure development; positive regulation of transcription by RNA polymerase II; cell differentiation. The transcript has 18 exons. Gene Ontology annotation, molecular function: RNA polymerase II cis-regulatory region sequence-specific DNA binding; zinc ion binding; nuclear receptor activity. NCBI's taxonomy places the organism in Eukaryota, Metazoa, Chordata, Mammalia, Primates, Cercopithecidae. The record is from RefSeq and is a predicted model, not a curated record.